This is a messenger RNA of Orbilia oligospora ATCC 24927, 1824 nucleotides long. RefSeq lists its product as uncharacterized. The record is from RefSeq and is a predicted model, not a curated record. The transcript has a single exon. Lineage: Eukaryota; Fungi; Ascomycota; Orbiliomycetes; Orbiliales; Orbiliaceae. Gene Ontology annotation, molecular function: DNA binding. Gene Ontology annotation, biological process: regulation of DNA-templated transcription. The coding region runs from base 1 to 1824 and encodes 607 amino acids.
AUGGAGGCUGGCCCAAACACAGUUCCCGACGCCACAUAUUCUCAGUGGUUUGAUUCUAUCAUCGAUUAUGGGCAGGAACGAAAUGUUGGGGGAACCGAUGGUGACCAACAGCUAUACAUGCAAGAACGAGCGGAGGCGAAUUCGCAGCCAGGGACGACCAAAAAAUCCAAAGGACGAAGGCAUCUAAGCAAAGGUUCAAAACAAGCUUUACAAAAAUGGUUUAUGAGCAAUAUCCAACAUCCAUAUCCUUCGGAAGUCGAAAAACAAUCAUUAAGCAAGGAGACGGGUCUCAGUGUACGUCAGGUGGCUGACUGGUUUGCAAAUACGCGGCGUCGAAGGAAAUACAAGACGGAAACUCCCUCGCCACUCAUACAGGCAAAACCACAAUCUAUUACUCCAUCACCAAUUCCUGUACCUUUAGCACCAAUGGCUUGGGAAAGCAUGAGUCCGCUUGAUCGUUGGCGCCACUCGCCCCCGGAUCAAGAGCCUGCUCCCUUAACUGCAAUAACUGAUGCAGUACUCAAUGUUGGGACCAAUACGCAGAACCAUAUUCCUCAAGACUGGAGCUUUUUUGACUCUAGUGACUCUAGUGUUGGAACGUCAGUAGGCUCUUUUGGGUCAUCUAUUUCGGGUAGAUUGAGCCACUCCCCCAGCAUAGUAGGCAGUGGUUCGGAAAGCAGCGGGCCCUUAAAGAACAGUCGAAGACGGCGACGGCGGUAUCGGCCUAAUUCACCUACGAAAACGUCUCGGAAACGCCGAGGUGCUACUGAGGACCGGAUAUAUCAGUGCACCUUUUGCACAGACACUUUCAAAUCGAAAUAUGAUUGGACAAGGCAUGAGUCAACGCUUCACCUCACACUGGAAGCCUGGGUAUGCCAUGGACAUCAAGGGGUCUACAUUGACGACAAAGGAAGAAAAUGUAUCUUUUGCGACGUUCUGGAUCCUUCAGAUUCCCAUCUCGAACAGCACAACUUUGACAAAUGUGCGAAAAAACCGGAAUCCGCGAGGACUUUUUAUAGAAAGGACCACCUGACCCAACACCUCCGCUCAGUGCAUAACUCUAAGCGAGUUACAACCGGGAUGGCAGAGUGGAAAUCAAAACUGGAUCAAAUAAAUUGUCGAUGUGGAUUUUGUGGUGAACGAUUCUUGCUUUGGUCCCAGCGUAACGCACAUAUUGCAGAGCAUUUCACAGAUGGCGUGAAAAUUAAAGAUUGGAAAGGAUGCCGUGGGCUUGAUCCAUCAAUAUCUUUGCUGGUGGAGAAUGCCAUGCCACCUUACUUGAUAGGAAUGGAAGCCGGAUCAUUCGAACCCUUCCGUGCAUCACAGGGAGGUCGAGCACGUUCCGAUCACGAAUCAUCCGAUCAGGAAAUCCCACCGCCAAGUGGUACAAACUGUUUUGAAGAAUUGACAGCACAACUUAGCGAGUAUAUCAUGGCUGCCCGAGCAACUGGAACCAACAUCAAUGACGAAGAUAUUCGACGGGAGGCGCGGAUCAUUACAUAUGGCGACGAUGAUCCCUGGAAUCAGACCGCAGCCGACAACCCACAGUGGUUGGAGUAUUUCAAGCAGGGGCAUGGUAUCCCUAGCGGGGACGGGGCGUUAGAUUUAUCGACACAAAGCGAUUUUGACCUCUGUAAUUUUACAGCGGACCUAGAUCCUAGUUUUGGAGCUUUAUUUGGGUUUAGCCAGACGGCCACUGGCUAUGGAAAUCUACCUUUGAAUUGGCGUACACCGGAAUGUCUUGCCGAAAUAACGAGGUGGAGAAACCUGACACAAUGCAACUCCAGUUAUGAAUGUCAGGAUCCAGAAUCAGGUUUACCUUGA